Molecule: messenger RNA, 1984 nt
Organism: Ricinus communis (castor bean)
Lineage: Eukaryota; Viridiplantae; Streptophyta; Magnoliopsida; Malpighiales; Euphorbiaceae
Product: (S)-N-methylcoclaurine 3'-hydroxylase isozyme 1
Exons: 2
Coding region: 156-1727 (523 amino acids)
Molecular function (GO): iron ion binding; monooxygenase activity; oxidoreductase activity, acting on paired donors, with incorporation or reduction of molecular oxygen
Source: RefSeq, a predicted model, not a curated record
UUUCCAAUUUUGAGGUCAAUUAACCUCUGAUUUUAUAAAUUUCUCCGCAUAGAUUUGUCAAAUUUACUACCAUGUAUUGAAAUGGAAAAGAAAAUAAAAAUUUGUCCUUUUCCGUAUUUUCCUACUUUGACAGACGAAUUGAGCAUCGAACUGCUAUGGAAUUUUUUUAUUCUCUUAACAAGCGGUCUAAUCUUAAUAUCCCAAUUCAUUUGAGACCUAUGGAUCAAACAGCAAAGUUGCUCAAUCAGUUCGCCUCUUCAUUUUGUCUUCUUCUUCUUCUUCUUCUACCUCUCAUCUUCAUCAUCCUCAAGCACAUUGUUACCUCUCUGUCUUCGAAGAGGCCGCGCCUUCCUCCAGGUCCCAGGCCAUGGCCUAUCAUAGGCAACCUUCACCAAAUAGGGAAAAAGCUUCAUAUCUCCGUAACCCAAUUUGCCAAAGUUCAUGGCCCUCUCAUUUCACUAAGGCUCGGCUCUCGCGUCGUUGUUGUUGGGUCUUCUCCGUUGGCUGCAACUGAGAUUCUCAAAACUCAUGAUCGUUUGCUUUCUGCUAGAACCAUACCAAAAGUACUGCCCUACAAGAUCCAUUUCGUUGACCGUUUAGCUAUUGUUUGGGCAUCUUCAUGUAAUGAACGAUGGAAGUUUUUACGAGCCUUGUGCAGGACUGAGCUAUUCUCUGCCAACGCGAUCGAAUCACAGGCUGCUUUGAGGGAGAAGAAAAUGAUAGAGAUGGUGGAAUAUUUAAGUAGCGAGCAAGGACAAGUAGUCAAUAUUGGAGAAGUUGUUUUUACUAGUGUUUUUAACACAAUUUCUAAUCUUAUAUUCUCCAAGGACUUGCUUAGUUUUGAAGAUCAAGAAAGGGGCAGUGGAUUGAAAAAUGCAACAUGGAGAUUGAUGGAGCUGACAGUUGCUCCAAACAUAGCUGAUUUUUAUCCAGUAUUUGCUGGGUUAGAUCCUCAAGGUUUGCAAAAGAAGAUGCUCAAGUACAUGAAAGAAAUGUUUUCAGCUUGGGAAAUUCACAUCAAAGAAAGAAGAGAAACCCAUGUCCAUGGCGCACCCACAAAUGAUUUCUUGGAUGUCUUUCUUGCCAAUGAUUUUGAUGAUGAUCAAAUCAAUUGGUUGACAUUUGAACUGUUUGCUGCAGGCUCAGACACUACUACCACAACAGUAGAAUGGGCAAUGGCUGAGCUGCUCAAGAACAAACAAUUUAUGAAGAAAGCUUGCGAAGAGCUAGAUAGAGAAAUCAAAAGAAAUUCAAUAAAGGAAUCUGAUAUUCCUCAACUUCAUUUUCUAAAUGCAUGCGUAAAGGAAACUAUGAGAUUCCACCCUCCUGUUCCAUUCCUGGUUCAUCGUGCUCUAGAGACUUGUGAGGUUAUGAAUUAUACAAUUCCCAAAGAUGCUCAAGUUUUAGUCAAUAUUUGGGCGAUUGGGCGUGAUCCCUCAGCUUGGGAGGAUCCACUGUCGUUCGAUCCCAACAGGUUUCUUGGCUCAAAUAUAGACUUCAAAGGACAUGAUUUUGAGCUUAUACCUUUUGGAUCAGGAAGAAGAAAUUGUGUUGGACAAUCAAUGGCUACAAGGCAGCUUCACUUGAUUUUGGGGUCUUUGAUGCAUUUCUUUGAUUGGUCUCUUCCAAAUGGGGAGGAUUCUGUGAAUUUAGACUUGUCUGAAAAGUUUGGCUUGACAUUGCAGAAAGAGCAACCUCUGCUACUUGUUCCAAAAAGAAAACUAUAAACUCAAGAAUCAACAUCGCAUCGUCGCUUGCUACUACAGCCGUUUUCUCUUCCUUUUGUUGGUGUAAUAAUUAAAUAUCCGCUUAGUCAGUUUUCCUUUUUCUUUUCUUUCUUUUUUGUUUUUUUUUUUUCUUCUUGGAGAAUUUAAUUUUAUGAGAAAGCAGCAAAUGGAACAUUAUGGAAAAUAUAAAAUGCUAAACGAGAAAAGAAAAUGAUAAUAGAAGUUUAUUAAUGUUACCUUUUAAAUUCUUUUGGUCA